Molecule: messenger RNA, 6410 nt
Organism: Cinara cedri
Lineage: Eukaryota; Metazoa; Arthropoda; Insecta; Hemiptera; Aphididae
Source: the annotation of a GenBank genome assembly
AAAUGUGAUAUCAACUAAAUGCUUAUCAACUCUGGUUUAUGCGCUUAUUGCGCUUGCGUUGCAGAGUUUAAUUUAACGUUUGUACAUUAUUAUUGUUCCGUUCGAUCGUAUUACUUUUUUGCAUUUAUGUAAGCAAUUGUAGUUUGCAAUUUUUUUUGACAUUGUUAAUAGAUUUGCAAUAAUUGUGUACAAUGACCGGUUUUGGUUUUGGCGCACAGUCAACCAGCUUUGGAAUAAAUACUCAAACAACGGCUAGUCCAUUUGGUAAUAAUACCUAUUGCUUUAUAUUUAUUUUAAAAGAAAGAAUUAGUUAAUAUUAUUGUAUUGAUUAAAAGUUAAUAAUAUAAUCGAAUAUUUUUGAGUAAUUUGGGUUGAUUUCUGGCUUUUAGGUAAUGGGAACAAUUUCAAAAUUAAAAAAAAAUCAUCAAAUAUACUUAACAAUUGUUUGGGUACCAACCCAGACAAAUUUCAUCUAUUUUCAACUACACCCUACAAUUGGAAAAUAGGUUAAAAUAUUGAAAAAUGCUUCAUAGAUUUUGUAAAGCUACUUAAAAUAUAGUUUGUAAGUAAUAAUUUCUGUUUUUCUAUUUUACCCCUAUAAGAAUUUCUUGAUACUUUAGUUACACUGUUGCAGGAUCUUAAAGUAUUGUAAGUUUGUAAAAAGUAGUUUGAAAAUGAAAAAUCUGAUCAUGUAUUAAUAAUUGUCUGGGUAGGUACACAAAAAAAUAUUACAUAAAACAAUUUUUAAGAUUUGAAAUUUGUUUUCUCAUUACUCAGAAGUCAGAUUUCAACCACAACUUGCAUUGUCAUUGAAUUGUAAUUAUAAUUUUAAGGAUUUGGUUCUACAACAACAUCUGUUGCUCCAUCAUUUGGAUUUGGUUCUUCGGGAACAUUAGGUAGUUUUGGUUCAACAACAACAUCUGGUACUUCUGGGUCUUCUUUUGGUUUUGCCACUUCUACAACCAGCACAGCACCAACAUUUGGAUUUGGAGCUACUACAAAUGCAACACCAUCUUUUGGAUUUGGUGCAACUACGGGACCUUCAACUUCACAAUCAAUAUUUUCAGGUUUAGGACAGUCACAACCUACAACUUCAAUUGGUAAAUAAUAAUAUGUUUCAAUAGGUACAAUUAAAAAAAAAAAAAAAAUAGAUAAUGAUUGAUUUUUAUUAUUGAUUAUAAUUAUCAUAGCGCCAUCAUUUGGUGGGUUUGGCACAUCAUUUGGAGCGAAACCAUUUGGGGCAACUACAACAACUGCAUCACCUUUUGGUUUAACUUCAUCUUUUGGGCUAAGUAAACAGAUUUCCAUCAAUUUUCUUAUAUUUGUUUUUUAAUCAUAUUUUAAAUAAUAUAGAUAAUACUAUUCAACAACAACAACAACAACAACUGCAGCAGCAACAACAGCAGCAACAACCUGCUCCUACUACAAAUGAUUUGGUAAUAAACUCAAUAGUAAAUUGUAAAUUAUUUGGAGAUGAAAGAGAUCAAGUUAUUUGUAAACUUAACUUAUUACAAGCUUGUUGGGGCACUGGAAAAGGUAUAUAAUAUUCUUAAAUAUAUUAGCUACAUUAAGUUAACUUAUAUUAUAAUUUUUUCUGUCAUUUUAGGUUAUUAUGGAUUAAAUACACCACAUGUUGAUUAUACACCACAAAAUCCACUUUGUCGUUUUAAAGCUAUUACAUAUAGUGUUAAACCAACAUCAUCAAGUAGAGAUGCACUUGUGGAAAUAAUUAUAAAUAAAAAAAUGGAAGAAAUCAGGUAAUUAUGAUCAAAAUAAAUUAAAAUCCUGAAUUCAUUAAAUAUGGUUAAUAAAUAAUAUUGUAAUAUCUAAAUUAAUUUAGACUAAAGGCAGUAUUAUGAUAUUUAACUAAAUUACAUAAAAAAAAAUAAAAUAGAAAAUAUCAGAAAUCGUUAAUUGUAUACAUUUUUCUUUUUUUCUUUAUGUUUUGCCUAAUUAUUAAUAAAACUACAAGAAAAAUCAAACCUGCUUCAUGUAAAAACUAGACAAAAUUUGCUUUUGGAGAAAAUACAAAACUUUUGAUUUUAAAACAAAAAUUAUUCAUUUAAACAUAUCUUUCAUUUUAUUGUUGAUGUAUAAUUUUCAGAAACAAUACAGUUCAGUUAAAAAAUUUAAAAAGUACAUUAAUCAUUAGAAAAAAAAAAAUCAAUUAUUACAAAUAUUUAUGUAUUUGAUUGUUACUGUGUAUUAUUUUCCAGAAAGCAAGAAGUGCAAUUAACAUCAAAUUUGUUUGCAGUUUUAGGAAGUAAACCUAAUUUAAGUGUACAUUUAGAUACAUUAAAAUGGUAUACAGAAACAAAAUCUAUGGCCUUAAUAUAUGUUGAAGAAAAGCUCCAAAAUGGUGUGUUUAUUUCAUUUUCAUUCUUGAAAAAUAAUAUAGUUUGUCAAUUGUUUGAUUUUAGGAAGUACAAAAAGAGUUUCAAGCAAUGAUAUAGUUAACUAUCUAAUGCAACCAGCUCCCAAACAACAGUUAUCAUCUAUGGGUGUAGAAAAUAUAUUUUCCUACGGUGGUUUUACUGAAGAAAAUUUACGUGAAUAUUAUGAUAAUCCACCUGCUGGUAUGAAAAUAAUUAACUUUUAUUAAAUUAGAGAUUAUUAUUUAAACCAGGGUUUGGUUAUUAUUAGAUAAAAAAGAAAUCAUUAAUUUAAUACAAGAAAAAACAAGUAGGUGUUAUAAAUUUUAUAGACAUCCAACAUCUUGUAUUUUUUUAUUAUUGAUUAAAUGUUUUAUAGUAUAUAUUUUAAUUAAUGUUAAUAUUCAGAGUUAAAGUGUAAAGCCAUUGGAGGAAAUAGAUAAGAUAAGGGUAAAAUUUAAUUUAUUUUAUUUUUAGGAAGUUUUUAGUUUCAUUAAUUUUAGAUUCUGAAAAUGUUGAUACAUUCUGGAAUGUAUUGGUUUUGCAAUGAUGUUUAUUUUUGUUUUUUUAUAAUGUGUUCACAAAUUCUAUCAGAAAUCUUGCUCUGAUGUAUCAAGUGUAGCACCUUUUUUUGAAAAGGAAUUUUAUCUAGUUAGUACUUUGGAGAAGUCAUUUUUUGAAAUCUCAAGCAGUUUUCAUAAUAAUUGGGAAAAACAGAAAAAUUUACAAAAAUUAUGUUUUUAUUGUUUUAAAUUUUAUUAUUUUGUUGUAAUUCAGUCCGAAAUAUUUGUAGAAACUUGAAAUUUAGACAGAAAAUUGAUAUUUGCCUUUUCUAGACUUGGUAAAAUGUUCAAUAAUUUUGAGCUGUUUAUAGGCAUUUUAAUUUUGUGGAUUUUCAAGUCAUUUUUAUUUGGUAGGUUAGGAGGUUCAUUAUAAGUUAUACUUAGUGGUCAACAAGAAAAAGUUGAAUCCAUAGCAGUAAUUUUUCAUUACAAGAAUUUGAAUAUUAAAUUUUGAUGACACGUUAUAAAUAUUAAAUUAAAACAUGUAUAACUGAACCCCGCUCAGAAUCGUUUUUUUUGUUAGUAACAAUUAUUCUUUACACAUAGAUAUAUAUUAAAUUCGCCUUUAUAUCCUACCUUAACUAUUUUAAUUCACCUUACUAUUUAACUUAAACACCAGUGACCUACCCAACAUACAACAGUCAAAUAAAUUCAUUUACGCAGAUGAUAUAGCUCUUCUAUGUCAAGAAAAAACAUUCAAACUUUGCGAAAAAUACCCCACAGAAGACCUGAAUGAAUUAAAUAACUGCAAUAACUGGAGGCUUACACCGAACCCAUCUAAAACUGAGGUUACACUGUUCCAUCUCAACAAUAAAAUGGCAAGACAGAAAAUAAAGAUGGUCUUCAACGAGCAACAAAUAAGGAAUAAUUCCAACCCAACUUAUUUAGGAAUAACAUUGGACAAAAUGUUGACAUACAGAGAACAUCUAACCAAGGUGGCAGCAAAAAUUAAAACCCAAAAAACAAUAUAAUAAAUAAGCUAGCCCAGACUACUUGGGGUUCAGAUGCGAACACGAUUAGGAUAUCUGCACUCGUCCUCACCUACUCAGUAGCCGAGUACUAUGCACCAGUAUGGCUUAACAGCUCACAUACAAGUAAAUUAAACACAGAAAUUAAGUCAGCACCAGCCUCUUGGCUUCCAGUAUUGAGUAAUAUAGUGCCACCUCACCUCCGAAGAUACAAUUUCCUAGUUCAAGAAAAUAACAAUCUUGCUUUAAAUCGAAGUUUACCCAUACACAAGUACAUGAAUAAUAAUCCCAGCCAAAGAUUAAAAUCUCGUAAGCCUUCUUAGAAGCUGCCAUAAAAAUUAAUUAAUGAAACUAUAACCUUAACUCUAAAUGAGCUGAUGAAUGGAGACUAAAUAAUCCUAACAAAUUCAACAUCAUUGAACAACCUACCAACCCUAGAAAGGAUUCCGGGGUUCCAACUACCCCGGAAGAAAUGGGUGACCCUAAAUAGACUAAGGACUAUGGUCAUGGAAAAACAGAAAAAAUUCUCCAUAAAUGGGAACUUAGGGAUACACCACAAUGCGAUUGCGGACACAAUUCCCAGACAGUCAACCAUAUCGUGGAAAAAUGUCCAAUGCGCAGCAUACUAGGAGGAAUGGAACAUCUUCAUAAGGUUACAGCAGCAGCAACAAACUGGCUAACAAAUCUGGACAUUGGAAUUUAAGACAAUGUAAACACUAUCUCGACUUAUAUUUUAUCUUCUUGACUAAUUAUUACUACAUAAGCUCCUUAUAUUUUAUAAAUCUAUACAUUUUUUUAUUUUUAUUUUUAAAUUUAUAUUAUCUGAAUCACUUAUUUGUAGUGGUUGUUAUUGUUAUUACGGUAUCUAUUUACGUUGUUAGUGUUGGAUUUGAACAUGGAUAUAUAUAUAAUAUCUCUAUAAAAUUACUAAUAGUUUCUUUGUUAUCUAGUGGUAGGAUCUACCAUUUAUUUAAUGCAUAUACUUAUGUAUAUUUUGUAUAUUUUUUUUUUAUUUUUGCGUAAUGGUAAAAUUUAAAUUAUCAAUUGUAGAAUUUGUAAUUAUAUUAAAAGUAUUCUUGGAAAAUGUUCACUUUGUGCAACAGAAUAGGUGAGAAGGUUCUAUGCACAAGGUAAACAUUAAUGAAUAAGUGUGUGCUGUUGAAAGUUUAUUUAUAUCAUUAAUGUGUCUCAAAUUGAUCAUAAAAUUCCAUUUUUAGGGAUUGAUUUAAGAGUGUGGAAACAAGCGCAAGUAGAUAAUCCAAAUUCAGCUGUAUUCAUACCAGUUCCUAUUGUUGGAUUUUCAGAGUUAUGUUGGAAAUAUAAAUGUCAUAAUGAACAGGUGACAGUACAUAAGUUAACACUUAAUAGCAUUGCUGAAAGGUUAACAGAAUUAGCUAGAAAAAAAACUAGAGUGGAAUCUAAACUCGAACAGUAUACUGACAAAAUGGAUCAAUUAACACACAGAAUUGUUAAAUUGUUAGUUGGACAGAUGGUUUUCUUAAAUGCUGGAAUGGCUCUUAGACCUGAAGAAGAAAAAAUAAAAAAUCAGCUAGAAGUUUUAUACAAUGAUAUUAAUUCACCAUUAAGAUUUCAAGUAUAUUAAAAUAUUCAAUAUUUUUAUAUACAUAUAAUAUAAGUUGAUAUUAAGUUUGUAGUUAAUUUAUUAAUUUAAUUAUGAUUUUAAAGGGAAGGUUAACAGAAAUCGCUACUUUAGUUCGGUUGAAAAAUUCACAAGUAUCUGAAGACUCAAAUAGUAAUUCAGCUUGUAUUCCUCAAGUGGCUGAAGAAAUUAAACACGUAAGUAUAAAAUAUACUUAAAUGUACUUAUUAAUAUACAUACAUAAAUCUGAGUUGGUUGUACUAUGAUCAAAUUAUAGCACUUUUUUACUCAUAAAUAAUUUUUUUUUAAACUUUUACUAAUUUGAUUUGUUUUAAUAAAUCUAAAGUAUAAAAACUGUUUUGCCUAAAAAUUAUAAUGCAAUCAAAAAGAUCACAGUGUGACUAAUGGUGUAAUUUACAUCAGCAGACCUAACACCGGGUUAAUAAAGUUUAUUGGUUUUACAGUUUUUAGAACUUCAAGAAACAAUGAUUUCCGAAAUGCAGAAAGUAGUCAAAGAAGAUUUUAAUGCUAUACAUUUGAUGAAAAAAUCGUUAAAAAAUGUAAGAUAGUUACUUAAAUUAUCAUAUUUUGAUUAUCUAUUACCCGAUUUAUCAAAUAAAAAUAAAAAUAAUUGUGCUUUAAAUUAAUAAUGUUACAAGCUUAUUAUUUUAAUAAUAAGAUUUAAAGAUUAAUAUUUUUGUACAUUAAAUUUAAUACAUCAAUAUAAUAAAUAAAUGUUCAACUUUUCAUUAUAAAUUAUUCUUACUACAGUUGUUGGUUUGUAUUCUUUUCCCUAAUUGUCUUAAACACCUUAGUCAUCAAUUUUUAUUUACUAUACAAUUUUAAAAAUAUUUUCUAACCAAUAAAUUAAUGUACAAUAUGUUGAACACUAGAGGCAGGAGGGUAA